AUGCUGCUAAGAACAAUAGCUGGUUGUAACAUGAGACCAAUGAUUAAAAGAAGCUUUCCAAUUUCGUAUCUUUUACCGAAGAGAUACCCUAUUUCCAACAAUGGAGUCAUAUCCUCUCAAAGGUUUUACGCCACUGAAAGGUCACAGCCUAACAAAGACGAUACAAAUAAAACAAAGAAUCAUCAAGAAAGUAAUUCAAAGAAGGAAAAGACUAAAAAGAGCACGAUAUGGCCUAAAAUUAGAGCAUUUACCACAUUUUCAUUAUCUGGAUCUUUAGUCAUUGGAGGUAUUGGUAUAUCGGUAAUUGUUCUUUAUUUGAUCAUAGCAGAAUUGUUCUCACCAUCAGGUGAUACACAACUAUUUAAUCGUGCAGUUACCAUGGUAGAAAAAGAUGCGAAUGUGAGAUCUAUGCUACAAUGCAAAGAUUCCAAGAUGCGUAAGGAGAGAUUAAAGGCAUACGGUGAAUUAAUUACUCAUGAUAGGUGGACUAGAAAUAGACCGAUAGUAUCAAAGAAGAAAAUUGAUAGGGAUGGGGUAGUUCAUCAUUAUAUGAGAUUUCAUGUUGAAUCCAAGAAGAAAAGAGCAUUGAUACAUAUUGAAGCAAAGGAUUCCAAAAAUAAAUAUCAACCGGAUUUUACAAGCGUUUAUAUUGAUGUGCCCGGUGAAAAAAGAUAUUACUUGGUCAAACCCAAACUGGCGCAAGUUGUAAAACCAACUGGUUUCUUAGGUGUUAAUUGGGGACCUAAAAGAACUUAG
Molecule: messenger RNA, 756 nt
Organism: Naumovozyma castellii
Lineage: Eukaryota; Fungi; Ascomycota; Saccharomycetes; Saccharomycetales; Saccharomycetaceae
Gene: TIM21
Product: Tim21p
Exons: 1
Coding region: 1-756 (251 amino acids)
Source: RefSeq, a predicted model, not a curated record